AUGUCCCGAUCCGCGGCGGACGCAACGCGGUUCACGGCCACAGGGCCCUACGCCAGCUCCAAGCCCAAUGGCGCACCCUACGAGCUUCCCAACUUCAUGCAAUCAAAGGAUAACGCGAAGCCCGCUAAGCCGAGCGCGCCACAGACCGGUCCUGAUGGCCAGCCCGAGACGCCGAAGCAGAAGGUUGAGCGCCUGCGGGCGCAGGCACGGGCUGCCCGGAUGGCUCAGCAGAGCUCGGGUGUGGAUCGAUGGAUUGAGUCUGGGCGGAGGUUUGCGAAUCGCGCACACAAGGGCAUGGUUUAUUCGUUGAUUGUUGCGUCGGGUGUCUGCGGUGUCCUCACAGUCUACUCUAUGGUCUCGCUGACCCUCUACAACCGCCGCCAACGUACACUCUGGAUCGAGAAGGAGGUUGAGAACUUGAACCAAGCACGCAUCGCCAAGGCCAGUGGAACCGCCACCACCGAGCAACUAGAGCUCAUCGAGAAGGAGGAUAUCGCCGAGAUUGUCAAGCGCAAGCGCGCCGAAGAAAAGGCACAGCGACCAUGGGCCAAGGCCAAGCGGUUCCUGUUCGACAAGAUGAAUGCUGAGGAUGCCGGUGCUUCCGCCGCAGCUGGUUCGACGGCCGCAGUGACUACCGAGGCUUCCCAGCCUAGCGUUGUUGAGGCUGUCCAGGCUCAGCAGGCCUUUGAGGCGGCCAAGGCGAAGACCGGCGCACCGGUGCCCGGGCAGUUGGACGUUCUGGCGGAGAAUGCGGAACAGGCGGCGAAGAAGACCACGCGCAGCUGGACAAGUUGGUUGACUGGUCGGUAG
Molecule: messenger RNA, 810 nt
Organism: Penicillium cataractarum
Lineage: Eukaryota; Fungi; Ascomycota; Eurotiomycetes; Eurotiales; Aspergillaceae
Product: cytochrome c oxidase assembly protein COX14
Exons: 2
Coding region: 1-810 (269 amino acids)
Source: RefSeq, a predicted model, not a curated record